Messenger RNA from Exophiala xenobiotica, 1523 nucleotides. RefSeq lists its product as uncharacterized. Bases 43 to 1413 code for a protein of 456 amino acids. The transcript has a single exon. Lineage: Eukaryota; Fungi; Ascomycota; Eurotiomycetes; Chaetothyriales; Herpotrichiellaceae. The record is from RefSeq and is a predicted model, not a curated record.
GCAGCCACUUGUAUACAACGCAAGCUAUGCGCUUCGUCAGAAAUGACUGUACCGGCCCUUGCCAAAUUUUGGCAAACAGACCUUACUCGCGAAAGCUUGUUGUCUUUCCUCCCCAAAGCUGAUCUUCGAUCUCUACGGCUGGUCUGCAGGGAAUAUUCCAGGGAUAUCGCUCCUAUACUCUUCAAAAGCCUCGAUAUCCAUUUCACCACCUAUGCUUUCACGCGCAGGGCGCGAAUGUCGGCAUUGGAGAGGGUUGGCCACUAUGUGCGAAAGCUGUCCUUCAUCAUGCCCCAUGAAUCCGAGACUUUUCUCCCACCACUCCUGGUUCCAGGCACUUCGGACGAAGUUACCUUUGUCUAUGAGCCUCGCUCAAGUAUGUCAAGACCACCAUCUUCCAGCAGCUCUUCGACUUCGAGCUCGACGUCCAAGUAUGGGUCCUGGGAACUGAACGACUUACUGGUCAAACAAUAUCCUCCCUUGUUUCAUGCCGCAACGAAUGUUGAUUCAUUCUUCCGAGCAGUCAUUGCUCUCCCAAACUUGCGGCAUCUAAAGAUUUCAUGUCCAGGCCAACCAACAUCACAGAGAUAUCGCAAGGACAUAGUCGAUUAUGCCCUCAUUUCUCUGCGUUUGGCAGUCGAGAGUGCCAACCCUGUCCAGCUUGAAACAUUAACACUUGAGCCUAUACACCCGGGAGCCAUACUUCACCUCCGACCUCACUUGACCUUUGGCUCUUCACCAGCUGCCUCGCGUGUUUGGCGACGCAUCAAGAAACUCGACAUCGAGAUGGAUAGCUUCGAGUAUGGCCGCGAUCAUCCGGCAGAUCAACUCAAGAUCCUCCAUAGCUACUUACAAGCUUUGCCGGCUCUAGAGCAUUUCAAGUUCACGUGGAGGGGCAACAAGGGACCUUGUCCACUCGCACUCCACGUCGAGCCUUGCACUUCCCGGCCUACGUCGCUUCAUUGUUCGAACGCCUGCCCAAACUCGAGUACAAAAUCUUCUUGCCGACCUCUAAAGUUCCGGCACCUGAAGACCAUGCAUCUCAGCAAUGCUUGCCUUGAUGCACAUCAGGCAGCGAGCUUUAUCAUGUCGCACCGCAAAGUCUUGCACGAAUUCCAGUUUGAUCGAUGCCAUCUAAGGUCGGGAACGUGGGACGACGCCUUGGCUCCCCUAACUCGAAUAGUUGGGAACGACAGCUGGAAGCACAAACGAGAGGAAGUCAUGGAUGUUCCCCUGUUACUGUCUUCAGCGGACGACAAGAGCAUGAUGGACUGCGUCCAGGAACCAUUAUGGGAUGAUGUGAUCCGUAAGAGUAGAGGUCUGAAGACUCUCCGCAAAAUCAGCCUGAGGACAAGAGAGAUGGUUCCUGAGCAGGUCAGACGUCUAUUGAAGACAGCCAGAGUCGCAUGGCAUUAAGUCUGAGGCGGUAAGCGGCCUAGAGGACAACAUGAAGAUAUCACCAAGUCGAGCUGAAGGUAAUCAUUCAGCUUGACCCUGGCUACUGCUACCAGGGUGCCAAUUAUUCA